CAGGGGGUCGAUUCUUCUACUAGGCCAAACCUUGAGGGGCAAGAUGUAGUUCGCCCGACCAGUUAAAAAAAAAAAAUUGGAAACCGAGACUCACUGCAAGGUUUCCAAAAGAAAAAGAAAUUCAUCAUCUCGAUCCAAAUGUUUUCUUGAAUCUUGGGCGAUCUGAUUCCGAACCCAGUUCGAAACAAAUGGGGGAUCAUCAGGGGUAUAUACCAUUGAACAUGAGGGCGUUUGAUUGGAAGACAGGGCAAAUGAUUAUGUUAACGCUGUUAGUGAUGAUGGGUACUUUCUACACUGGCUCCUUGUUUGGCCGGAGAAGCUCCGGUUCCGGCAUUGAUGUAAGCAUUAGCAAUGACCCACUUGAGCAGCACCUUUACUCUUCCAAUGUGUCAUCUUUAUCAUCUCCAGGAAGCCCAGAAUUUACAAAUAGAGUAACCCUUUCAUACCGUACUGAACCGCUUAACAUUCCAGAAACUGGGAUCAACGUUUGCCCAUUGACAUUCAAUGAACACAUUCCCUGCCAUAAUCCAACCUACAUUAAUGAGCUUUUGCCAAAAUUAGACUUGUCCAGAAAAGAGGAGCUGGAGAGGCAUUGUCCUCCCCCUAGCAGACGCUUUUUCUGUUUGGUUCCUCCUCCAGCCAAUUAUAAACUACCUAUAAGGUGGCCAAUCAGUAGGGACUAUGUUUGGCGAAGUAACGUGAAUCAUACCCACCUUGCUGAGGUUAAAGGAGGGCAAAACUGGGUCCAUCCAAAGGGCCAACUCUGGUGGUUUCCUGGUGGUGGUACUCACUUUAAGCACGGGGCUCCUGAGUACAUACAGAGGUUAGGGAAUAUGACGACUAAUGACACAGGAGACCUGCGUUCUGCAGGAGUAUACCAGGUACUGGAUAUUGGUUGUGGAGUGGCUAGCUUUUCUGCGUUUCUUCUGCCUUUAGAUAUACAAACAAUGUCCUUUGCUCCCAAAGAUGGUCAUGAGAAUCAGAUCCAGUUUGCGCUGGAACGCGGGAUUGGUGCAAUGAUAUCUGCUCUAUCUACAAAACAGCUACCAUAUCCAGCUAGCUCUUUUGAAAUGGUUCACUGUUCUAGAUGCCGCGUUGAUUUUCAUGAGAAUGAUGGUAUUCUGAUCAAAGAAGUUAAUCGGCUGUUAAGAUCAAAUGGAUAUUUUGUCUAUUCAGCUCCUCCAGCAUAUAGGAAGGAUAAAGAUUUUCCGCAGACUUGGGAUAAGUUGGUGAAUCUUACUUCUGCUAUGUGUUGGAAACUCAUUGCUAGGAAAGUACAGACGGCAAUCUGGAUGAAGCUCGAUGAUGAUUCAUGCCUCCAGCGAAAUGCAGAGAUGAACCUUGUGGAAAUCUGUGAUAAUGAUGAUACUCUUAAACCAUCCUGGAAUACACCCCUGAGGAACUGUGUACGCCUAAGUAAUGCAAUCAACUCUCAGAAACUCCCUCCCCGGCCACAGCGUCUAUCGGUGUAUUCUGAGAGUCUCAAAACUUUAGGUAUCAAUCAGCAAAUGUUAUUGCACGAUACUCUGUAUUGGCAAGACCAAGUCCGUCAUUAUUGGAGAUUGAUGAAUGUGGAAGAGAAGGAAGUGCGCAAUGUCAUGGACAUGAAUGCUUUUCUUGGUGGAUUUGCAGUUGCCUUGAAUACAUGGCCUGUUUGGGUUAUGAACAUAGUUCCUGUAAGCAUGAAAAACACCUUGCCUGCUAUCUAUCACCGUGGUCUGGUUGGAGCUUUCCAUGAUUGGUGUGAGCCAUUCUCAACAUAUCCACGGACUUAUGACCUAGUACAUGCUAGUCAUCUUUUGUCUCGCUAUAAUAGUCAUGGAGAAGGCUGCUUACUUGAGGAUGUCAUGUUGGAGAUGGAUCGCAUUGCACGGCCCCAGGUAACGUCAUUUAGUUUAUACACUUGACUUCCCCUAUUACAUCUGCAGACUUCUGAAUGACUUAAUAGAGAAGAUUUACCAACUCUCCAAACCAGAAUUCAUUGUUUGCAUUGCCAACAUAAAAACACUAGGCAUCACACCAUGGCUUGGAAUUAUGUUUGUGAUUUCUGGAUAAUCCAUUGUCCCACACAAUAAGCAUUUGCAAAGAUCUUUAUCCUUGUGGGUGCUGUCCUUCUGACAGGUUAAUGACUAUAUCAAUAAUCUAUUGUAAUUGUACCGUGACUGGUAUUGCUUUUGUAGUUGAAUAUUAAACAAUUCUUUUGGGUAGUGAUUUGAAUUAUGUUGGCAUUCCAUAGACCAGCCGCUUUAUAAUCUCUCAUCCUGCCUAAAUGAACCUGCUGUCUGACUUGUUGGCGAUCCUCCUUGCGUAAAGUUUUUAACCGCUUGACAUGGGGGCUCACAAACUUUUCAGCUGUGACUUCUGAUGUACCAGGCAACGAAAAUCACCUCAGGGUAUCCUGUCAUUGAGUUGGCCUAUAACGUGUCAUCUAUGCAUGCAGUUCUUCGUAGUACUUUGUUAUCUGUUUUACCAUUGUAAUUGUUUUGGUUUUUUGACUUUCAGGGUUUCAUAAUAAUUAGAGAUGAUGAACCAACAAUAUCGAAAAUAAUGGAACUUGCUCCGAAGUUCCUUUGGGAUGCAGAAUUGCAUCAUCUAGAAGACGCGGAAAAGAAACCUGAGCCAGUUCUAUUUUGCCGGAAGAAGUUUUGGGCUAUCGUCUAAGUUUUUAGUGGCUUCUGGAUCUGUCAGAUUCUUAUGCUGUAUAACUUACACUAGAAAAAGGUUUUAGCUGCUACACCCUGUUUGACGCAAAUGUGUUGUAGAACCUGUUCUGUUGAUGAUUAGUUGAUUAAUUUUGUAAAUCUGUAGUUUAUGCUUUGUUUACUCCACUUAACAACGAAGAUAUAUAUACGAGGAAUUGAGUAUCUAACUUGCAACCUCGUUGAGGAUGAACUUCUUAUUCUUUUUUAAUUGAUAGUACUUUCUUUGUCCCAAAAUGAUUGUAUUUUUGAAUUUUUAGUUUUAGAAUUUAUUUAUACUUAUUUUAGGACAGAAAUAGUAUAGGAC
This is a messenger RNA of Oldenlandia corymbosa var. corymbosa, 3006 nucleotides long. The record is from the annotation of a GenBank genome assembly. NCBI's taxonomy places the organism in Eukaryota, Viridiplantae, Streptophyta, Magnoliopsida, Gentianales, Rubiaceae.